UCUACGUUCCAGCUUUGCCACGACAGAGGCUACCUGGUGACCCAGGACGAGCUGGAUCAGACUCUGGAUGACUUCAAGAGUCAGUUUGGAGACAAACCCAGUGAGAGUCGACCCAGACGGACCGACCUCACCGUGUUGGUGGCGCACAAUGAUGACCCCACAGACCAGAUGUUUGUUUUCUUCCCCGAGGAGACCAAGGUGGGCAUCAAGACUAUCAAGAUGUACUGUCAGAGGAUGCAGGAGGAGAACAUCACACGGGCCAUCAUUGUAGUCCAGAUGGGCAUGACGCCCUCUGCAAAACAGUCUUUAGUGGACAUGGCACCCAAGUAUAUCCUGGAGCAGUUUCUGCAGCAGGAGCUGCUCAUCAACAUCACAGAACAUGAGGUAAAAACACCAGCCAAAACAAAGUAGGCAAACACAUUUCAA
This is a messenger RNA of Hippocampus comes (tiger tail seahorse), 426 nucleotides long. RefSeq names its product DNA-directed RNA polymerases I, II, and III subunit RPABC1-like. Gene Ontology annotation, cellular component: RNA polymerase II, core complex; RNA polymerase I complex; RNA polymerase III complex. The transcript has 3 exons. The annotation marks the transcript as partial. Lineage: Eukaryota; Metazoa; Chordata; Actinopteri; Syngnathiformes; Syngnathidae. Gene Ontology annotation, molecular function: DNA binding. Gene Ontology annotation, biological process: transcription by RNA polymerase II; tRNA transcription by RNA polymerase III; transcription elongation by RNA polymerase I. The record is from RefSeq and is a predicted model, not a curated record.